This is a messenger RNA of Galdieria sulphuraria, 1538 nucleotides long. Its product is annotated as coenzyme F420 hydrogenase beta subunit. The record is from RefSeq and is a predicted model, not a curated record. The coding region runs from base 45 to 1502 and encodes 485 amino acids. Lineage: Eukaryota; Rhodophyta; Bangiophyceae; Galdieriales; Galdieriaceae. Gene Ontology annotation, molecular function: oxidoreductase activity, acting on CH or CH2 groups, with an iron-sulfur protein as acceptor. The transcript has a single exon.
AAUGAAGGGUCAGAGGGAAGUAGCGGAGAUUGUUAGUUAGUCCCAUGUUAGGAUUUGUUGUGUGGUUAUCGUCAUGCAAAGUAUAUACGAAGCAUAGUCUAGUAAACAAAAGAAGACUCUCAUCUAAGGGUGUCAAACAAAAUGUCUGUUUUUGGUUAGGUCACUACGUUGAUGUUCCUAGUCCAGUAUUCUUCUCUGUAUGGGAAAGAAGGAGGGUUCGUAAAUAUUGCGUAACAGGAAAAUCGUCUACUUAUAGUCAGAAAGAACAAGAGCAAUACCCACACCGACGUUUAAAAAAUUAUGGUGGAUUAGGUGGAAAGUAUGAUACCCGUCAGUAUCCUGCAAAGUCGUUGUGUUCUCACUGUGGACUUUGUGACACUCGCUUCAUACACUAUGUCAAGGAUAGUUGUGCCUUUUUAAAUCAACACAUCAGCGAAUUGGAAUAUACAGUUCAUGGAAAGUCAAGAGAUUUGGAAGUAGAAAAUGAACUCUAUUUUGGAGUUCAUCUCAACAUGAUAGCAGCUAGAAGAAAACAACCAUUACCGGGUGCACAGUGGAGUGGUAUUGUAACUAGUAUUGCCACAAGACUACUUGAAACUGGCAAAGUUCAAGGAAUCGUUUGUGUCAGGAAUGAUGAGCAAGAUCGUUUUCAACCCAAACCUGUUCUCGCAACGACGCCUGAGGAGAUAUAUGCUUCGAGAGUCAAUAAACCAACGUUAUCACCUAAUCUUUCAGUUCUUGACACAGUGGAAGCGUCUGGUUUUACUCGAAUAGGCGUCAUUGGCGUUGGUUGUCAAGUGGAAGCUUUGAGAAGUGUACAGUCCAAAUUGGGUUUGGAAAAGCUAUAUGUAUUGGGUACUCCUUGUGUAGAUAAUGUGACAAGAAAAGGUUUGGACAAGUUUCUAAGGACAACUUCUACAAGUCCUGACACAGUGGUCCACUAUGAGUUUAUGCAAGAUUUUCGAGUUCAUUUCAAACAUGACGAUAAAGUAGUGGGCGGUCCUGGCAAACAAUGGACGGAAACAGUACCUUUUUUUGGUUUAAAGACUAAUGAAUUGAAGGACAUUUUUGCACCAUCUUGUUUGUCUUGUUUUGACUAUGUGAAUUCAUUAGCUGAUUUGGUUGUCGGUUACAUGGGAGCACCUUUUGGAUGGCAGUGGAUAGUUGUUCGUAAUGAGAUUGGAAUGGAAAUGUUGGAUUUAGUAAGCUCCCAAAUAGAGACUAUGCCUUUGUCUUCUUCGGGCAAUCGCUUACAAGCCGUCCAAAAUAGCAUUCCUGCUUAUGAUAAAGGAAUGACUUUGCCCAUGUGGAUUGCUCAACUUUUAGGAGUCGUUAUUGACAAAUUGGGACCAAAGGGCUUAGAAUAUGCUCGGUUUUCUAUCGACUCUCACUUCACUCGAAAUUAUCUAUACAUGAAGCGAAAUUUUCCGAAUAUUUUACAACGUCAUGUUCCAGAAUAUGCUCGCCGAAUUAUUGAACAGUAUAAACUUCCUAAAGAAUAGUAACUAAUGAAGGCCAAUAAAGGAAAUUUAAACUUG